AUGUUGCGUGACCUCCCGCCUGACCUGUGGUCAGCUGACUCUCAUGACGUAGGUUUCUGCUCAAAGGCUGCAUCAAUAACAUUUGAGGUGAGCAGCUCUAUACCUAUAAAACUAUCACAGUACCCUGUUAAACCACAGGCCAAAGGGGGUAUCAGCAAGACAAUUGAGGGACUAAAGAGAGCGGGAGUAUUGGAACCCUCACAAAGCGAGUGGAAUACUCCAAUACUCCCGGUACCAAAACCUAGCGGGGAGUACAGAAUGGCUCAUGAUUUGAGGACCAUUAAUGCUAUCACGACUACAGCUCUGAUACCAGUUCCUAACCCAUACACAGCUAUCUGUAACAUCUCACCUGAACAUACAUGGUUCACCUGUAUUGACCUGGCCAACGCUUUCUUCUGCAUACCUCUAGCAGAGGAUAUGAGACCUAUUUUUUCAUUUACAAUGGGCGGGGAAAAACUGCAGUACACAAGACUACCACAAGGUUUCAGUCUGUCUCCAGGAAUAUUUAACAAAAUACUCAGGGAACAGCUAGACGGCGUUUCAUUGCCAGAGGGGGUGGUAGUGAUACAGUAUGUAGAUGAUCUUCUCAUUGCAGCACCCUCCGCAGCCUCUUGUUUAGAGGCCACCAGGAACCUACUGGUUCGCCUCCACGCAACAGGGUUCAAAGUCUCUAAGAAAAAGCUACAAUGCACCCGUAAAGAGGUGACAUUUUUGGGCAGAGUAAUCUCUCCAGCAGGUACGGGCAUGUCAGCAGCUCAUCAGGAGCACAUUUUAUAUCACCCCAAACCCAAGACAGUCAAAGACAUGCUAUCUUUUCUGGGUCUCACAGGCUACAGAAGACACUACAUCCCAGAGUAUAACCCAAGAACAGUUGAACUCAGAACACUGAUCAAUGAGAAAGUCAUGCGCAAUCUCACUGCCACAGUGAACUGGACACAAGCUGCAGAAGCUGCGUUCAUUUCUCUCAAACAAUCCAUGUCUCAGGUCACCUCUCUCGCCGCUGCAUCCUAUGCAUUGCCAUUUUUUCUUGACAUUUCUGAAAGUGGAAACACAGUAAAUGGUAUUCUAUUUCAGAAAAAGGGGGAAUGUAGAACAAUACUGAUGUACAUUAGUAUCACACUGGACAGAGUGGAAAACAGAGAACCUCCAUGCACGAGACAUGCAGCAGGUACAGCACGUAUCUUAAACAAGAUUUCACACAUUGUGAUGAGCCACCCUUUGACAGUACUGACAACACAUAGCAUUGUUUCUUUUGUGAACUCAAGUGCAUUCACAAUGACUUCCACAAGACAGACCAGGUUAGAGAAAACUCUGACACGAGCACACAUCACCUACACACAUGUGGGAGUUAACAGCGCAGACACCAUUGUUAACGGAGAACCCCAUAGGUGUGAGGAAAGAGUCAUCCAGGAUGUGAAGCUAAGAAUAGAUCUCAGAGACGAGCCUAUGACACAUGCAGAGAACCUGUUCACAGACGGCUGUUGUUUCAGACACCCCACCAACGGGCUCCAAGCGGCCUACGCAGUGGUGGGUCAAACAGCUGAGGGAGGUUUUGAGGAAAGAGCAGCAUAAAAAGUAACAGGGAAAGUCUCAGCACAGUUGGCAGAAGUAAUGGGAGUCAUUGCAGCAUUGGAACUAUCAAAAGAAAAAGAUGUAAACAUCUAUACUGACUCAGCAUAUGUCCAUGGUGUCCGACAUGUGGAAAUGCGCCAGUGGAUGAGAGCAGGAUUUGUAACAUCCACCAAUACCCCCAUCAAACACGAGAAAGAGAUCAAAAGGCUUGCAGAAGCAGUAAUGUUACCCAACAAGCUAGCUUUACUCAAGUGCAAAGGUCACAGCACGGCAGAUAACUACUUGACUUGGGGUAACAAUGCAGCAGACAAAGCAGCUAAAGCCAAAGCAGGGUAUACACCCCGGUUUCAAAUGCUUGUUAAAAAAUCUGCUGACUUACUGCCCGCAGUAACAGAUGAUACUCUUAAAGAAGCUCAAGCAUCAGGGUCGCCUCAAGAUAAAACAGUAUGGUUAAACAGAGGAGCUACCAACAAAGAUGGGAUAUGGUACUCCCCAGAUGGGAGACCAGUGAUACCCCCAGGAUGGGUAAGAUCAAUGCUUAAAAAAGCACACGGCCCAACACAUUGCGGUAAAACUCAGAUGAGCAGACACCUGACUCACUGGUGGCACCCUUACCUACCUGACAUUAUAGCUAAUCACCUGGAAGAAUGUGUAAUUUGCUUAACCCACAACAUCAGAGCUACUGUAAAACCACACCAGGGAAAGUUCCCUUUACCUAAGAUGGCAGGAGAAGAAAUCAUCAUUGACUACACUGACAUGAUUGAUAAAGUAAGAGGGUUCAGGUAUUUACUAGUUGUGGUAGAUGCAUACACAGGUUGGCCAGAAGCUAUGCCAUGCAAGAGAGAGGAUGCAGACUCAGUGAUCAAAUUCCUAGUCACGCAUUAUAUUCCACUACAUGGGUUUCCUAGGAAAGUGAGGUCAGACAAUGGCAGCCAUUUCAAGAACCAUGACCUAAGCACAGUAGAACAGUCCUUAGGACUAAGACACAGUUUUGGAGCAGUCUACCAUCCACAAUCACAGGGAAAGGUAGAAAGAAUGAACCAGAACAUCAAACAGAAACUCAGCAAAGCAUGUGAGGAGACAGACAUGAACUGGCUAGAUGCCUUGCCUCUGGCCCUCAUGUCAAUCAGAAGCUCCAUUAACACAGGGACAGGUUUCACCCCAUUUGAGCUGACACAUGGCCACCAAUUCCCGGGCCCAGGAGCCUUGAGCGUAGGAAAGGAAGUAGAAGAGAUGAGCUCAAAACCAUAUUACCGGCAACUUAAGGGCCUGGUAUCAGACUUCUCCACACAGGUUGCUGACGCCAAAGGGGGACCCGAGAAACACGAGGCCAACACAGCAGAGUUCGUCUGGCUGAAAGCCAUCAGGCCUAAGUGGCUCAACCCCAGGUUUUCCGGCCCCUACCGAGUGACCCAAAGGACCUCCCAUGCCGUCCGCCUAGAUGGAAAGGGAGACAACUGG
Molecule: messenger RNA, 3033 nt
Organism: Trematomus bernacchii (emerald rockcod)
Lineage: Eukaryota; Metazoa; Chordata; Actinopteri; Perciformes; Nototheniidae
Exons: 1
Biological process (GO): DNA integration
Molecular function (GO): nucleic acid binding; RNA-DNA hybrid ribonuclease activity
Source: RefSeq, a predicted model, not a curated record